Molecule: messenger RNA, 1533 nt
Organism: Durusdinium trenchii
Lineage: Eukaryota; Dinophyceae; Suessiales; Symbiodiniaceae
Source: the annotation of a GenBank genome assembly
AUGCUCAUCCGCGGGCAAGCUCAACUUCAACUGGGCUUUUUCGCAGCUUGUGAGCUGGAUUGCAGCGCAGCUUUGCAAGCCAUCCCUGACAGUGCAACGGCAUGGGCAACUCGUGGGCGGGCUCGCUUGCAUCAGAAGUGUUAUCGAGAAGCAGCGGACGACUGCCAACGAGCACUUUCACUGGAUGCUGAAUGCAGACUCGCCAUGUCCAGCUUGGGUGCUGCAUUGCUCAAGCUCGGAGAUCACCAAGCAGCACUGGAAAACUGCGACCGAGCUGUUGUGUACAUGCUAGCCCUACGUGGGAACGACGCGGGGGAGGAGAAAAGAAGCAGCAUGAAGGCGAAGAAGAAGCGGGGCAAGUCCAAGGAUAAACGAAAGAACAAAGUGGAACGAAAGAAGAGGCAGGAAAAGACUCAGUCUGAGUCUGAAUCGCAAACUGCGGGUUCUCCAGAGGAGGAGCAGAUGGAUGAGCUUGAGGAUGAGCUUGCGCUGGAUGACCCCUCCGAUCGUUUCUCAGAUUUGUUUGAUCCCCUAUCCGAAGAAGAAACUGGGGCUGCAUCCGAUGAAGGUGUACCUGAUUCUGCUGUGGAAGCUGGAGAUUCACCGGAUGGAGAUGGUCGCGACACUGAAGGUGUACCAGGUGAGGAUGAAUUCAAGUUUGAAAUUACAGAUGGCACGUUUACCUUGACGCAGGUGAAGGCGCCUCCCGAAGCGCAGGGCAUGGACAGAUCGGAAAUUGAGGAACUAGCUGAACUAUAUGCCAUGCGGGCACAGGCGAAGGUUGCGCUUGGAGAUCUAGAAGGCACCAUUGCUGAUUGCUCAGCAGCUUUGCGGUUGAAUGAAAAAGUUCCCUUUUGCUGGGCUGCUCGUGCAGAAGCGAAAAGGUUGCAGGAGAAGUUGGAAGAAGCGGUGGCCGAUGCCAGCGAGGCAUUGCGCCUUGAUCCUUUGAAUGUGUCUGCAUACAUCACGCGAGCGAAAGCAAAGUUGCGAGGAGGUGAAGCACAAUUUGUUGUCACCGACUGCAGCGAAGCACUGGCUCUAGAUUUACAUCAGGCUACUGCAUGGUCGACCCGAGCAGCCGCCAGGCUUGACCUUGAUGAUGUGGCUGGAGCAGUGAGCGAUGCGAGAAGUGCAAUUGCUUUGGACCCUGCGGAUGCUGAUGGUUGGUGUGCUUUAGGCGGCGCUUUGCUUGACAGUGGUGAUGUGGUUGGGGCAGCAGAGGCAUCUACAAAGGCCCUUGCGCUAGAUGGCGACUGCGCACGAGCUUGGUUUAACCGGGGCUGCGCCAGAGUUGACUUAAAAGACCUCGCUGGUGCCCAGUCGGACUUCAAUGAAGCAAUCGACCUUUGGCCGGAAAGUUUUCUGGCCUUUGCGCACCGUGCCCAUGUGCGCCUAAAGCAAGGAGACUUGGAAGGCGCAGCUGCAGAUUGUGAACAGGCUUUGAAGAUGGACCCUCGUUUGGUGGUGGCCAUUUGCACGCAAGCGGACUUGAAGCGUAUCAAGGAGGACCUCAAAGGUGAGCGCGAUUCUUAG